Messenger RNA from Leishmania mexicana MHOM/GT/2001/U1103, 1317 nucleotides. RefSeq lists its product as hypothetical. The coding region runs from base 1 to 1317 and encodes 438 amino acids. Lineage: Eukaryota; Euglenozoa; Kinetoplastea; Trypanosomatida; Trypanosomatidae. The transcript has a single exon. The record is from RefSeq and is a predicted model, not a curated record.
AUGCGGUCGCCGCCCACGCAGAGCCCCAGCAAGGCGUCUGCGGUCUCGUUGAUAGCCCCAACUGUGUCGACUAGCUCAGAGAGAGCUGAGCUCUUGUCAGUGCCGCGGCCCAAUCACUCCAUCGAGCCGCUGGGGAAUCGCGAACGACCUGCGCCGACGGCUGCUGCCGCUGCUGUUGCGUCUUUAGGUCACCCACAGCACUCAGAGCCGAUGAAGGCUCCGUCACCGCAGGCAACCAGGCUCCCUUCGGACCGAUGCCAGCACUCCCCCUCGUCCCCCACUGCAACUGCGGCUGCCAGCAGCAACAAGUCGGCAACUUACAAGCCAUAUUCACUGAGCUCGUACAAGACGCUCAUGGCAGAUGUGGCGGCGCGCAAGCUGGGCGGUCUGGGGCCCAGCGACACGGACGAGCAGCGGGCUGCGCGUGAGAAGCGCGAGAGGGCCAAAGCGUACGCCAGGCAUGCCAUGAAGGUAGCGCGCGCCGCUCUGGCGGGGAUGGGCUCGUGCGCUGACGAGGGCGAGGCCGACCCCGACACCAUCAACAUCUCCCCUGUCUCUUCCUCCAGACGUGCUGCCAGAGCGCGAGGCUCCUCAUCAGCGUUGUCAUCCUCGUCAGACGCAAGCACGGCAGCUACAACUACCACUACCACUUCCACGUCAACGUCGCGCUCGGCCUCUGCAGAGUCUCCUGAGCAUCGCAGGCGGCCGCCGAGAGGUGCAGCUUGGGCAGCUCUGCCGCCACAGGCGACUCCUCCACAGCACACGACGUUGGAGCCGUCAUCGUCGGCCACAUCACCGCGACAGCUGUCGGCUGCUGGGGUGAACGGCGGCGCGGGCACCCCGUCCUCCUCCCGGGCUGAGAGCACCAACGCCAAAAGCCCGAAAGCGGUGCUACCUCCGCUGUCGGCACCUCCACGCACGUCGUCAGCAGUCGCCGCCUUCGCCGUGGCGGCUGCGCCACGACGGCAGAUCAUGCAAGCGCGACGACGUCGCGAGCGCGCGCUGACCUACGCGCGGGAGGUAUCGCAGAAGCGCCAACGGCCAACGCCCCCGGAGUUUGAGGGUGACAACACGACUUGCGCGGCGUCUGGCGAGACGAAAUCGCGGACCAGGCCAGUCGCAAAGAGCAGCGAGAUGGAUGAGGAUGACAUGAGGCUGGGCGGGGCCGCCUUCAUCUCCUCUCCCGGUGCAUUUCGAGGAGUCGAUGUGCCCGAUCCGGAUCGAGCCCAACGCCUGCAGCGCCUGCUAGACCUGGAGGCUCUGCAUGCCACGAAGAGGGAGGCCGUGGAGGUGAUUCGCCGACACCUGCGUGCGUGA